Molecule: messenger RNA, 225 nt
Organism: Aspergillus niger
Lineage: Eukaryota; Fungi; Ascomycota; Eurotiomycetes; Eurotiales; Aspergillaceae
Exons: 3
Coding region: 1-225 (74 amino acids)
Source: RefSeq, a predicted model, not a curated record
AUGCCCACACGCGAGGGAACAACAUCUACAUAUCCAACUUACUCGCGUCCAGUCAGCUUACGCGUAAGACCCACUACCUCUGAAGAUAAGGACUGGUGGGGUGAAAACUACCAAGUUGCCAUUUUACGCACUUUCAUUCCACACAAAGAGUUUAAAUGGGACAUCAAGAGCAAUUCCCGAGUUAAAUUUUUACAACCAAAGUCCUUGUCAUUAUCAUUGACAUAG